GUGCACCGAUCCUGCCAUGGUUCAGCGCCGCAGACCGUCACUAGAUCAAUGAAGUGGUGCAGUGACGCCCGUUCUUUCUUUUCUCCAGUUUCAGAAGAGAGUUUUACAGUCCUCAGUUCGACCACACUGUUGGAGAAUAACUGGGUUCAUUCGAACUAAUUAUUAGUCGUAUUUUCAUCGCCACCAUUCCCCGUUCCUUCUGAAGCCUACGCCAGCCAGCUGAGGUGUGUGCGUAGGGUUUGCCAGUCUGAGCUCGUCCGGACGCUCCCUCCUCGCGAGGUAGAUUUCCAAGAGAGAGAUCAAGGCCAAAUCCCGCCUUCUCGCCGCUGCGAAGGCGAGGUGGCUGCUCGCAAUGGGCCGUGCGAUAUUGCACGCGCUGAGUGAGCGACUGCUCGCUGUUGUUGGUCUACUCGCGCUACUAACGUUACAAGGCACAGAAUGCGCACGGCCGGUGUUCACCCAGAAGUUCUACUCGAAAGUCAUCGACGAAGGUGCAGGUACACCCAUAGGGACCUCUGUGGCAACCGUACACGCAACAGAUGAUGACCCUGGUGAUGUCCUCACAUAUGGGCUCAGUCCUGCUGCAUUCGACGGUUUCGAUAUUAAUACAGCAACUGGUUUGAUCACAACAAAGAAGUUGUUUGAUGCUGAGAUCAAAACCUCGUACCCAUUUCAGGCGACUGUUCAUGACAGCACGGAUACAUCGUUCAAGGACACGGCCCAGAUCUUUGUCUACGUCGACAACGUGAACGAAGUUGGUCCCACGUUCAUCGGCAUCCCGUACCAAAGCCCUAAUAUCUCUGAGCUGAGUCCAGUAGAUACACACGUGAUCACUGUAGCAGCGACUGACCUUGACCAUGGUGACCAAGUACAGUAUUCCCUAUUCGCUACACCAGGGUCUAGCAAGUUCAAGAUGGGAUCGAACUCAGGGAUGAUCACCACAGCGCCAGGCGCGGUGUUCAACUACAGCAUUCAGACGUCGUACAGACUCACCGUCAUUGCCAAGGAUACCCCAGGUGAUGGUUCACCGCAGUUCAGUUCCAACACCACACUGACUGUGUUUAUCUACGAUGAGGACACGCUACUACCUGCGUUCUCACAGCCUACCUACACCGAGUCCAUCUCUGAGAGCCUCAAUGUGAAUGAUCUUGUCCUGACGUUGACUGCAAAUGAUCAAGACUUGGUGGCCAAGAAUCCACUCCGGUUUGGAUUGGACACUGCAAGCACUCCACCGGCCGUACAGAAGUAUUUCGAUGUUGGACCCGUGUCUGGUCAGGUCACACUCAAGGCUGCGCUGGACUACGAGGAUGUAACUCAGCGUACACAGCAGUUCCGCGUCUUCGCUGAGCAAAUCUCCGGUCGCAACAAGGACAUAAAGGUCUAUUCCACGGUUAUCGUCACGGUUACUGAUGCCAACGACAACGAGCCAAAGUUUGAAAAGAACGACUACAACGAGACGGUGAACGAGCAGGCCCCAAUCGGCCAUGUCGUACUGAAGCUGUCUGCCACCGACGCAGAUGCGUACCCAUACAAUCAGUUCAACUUUUCCUUAGUCAGAGGGUCAGGCAGCAGUGUGGCUAAAAGCAACGACUUCCUAGUGGUCGGUGAUGAGCUGCAAGUCGCAAGGACACUGGACUUUGAGACCACUGCUCUCUAUAGUCUGGUGGUGAGGGUCACCGAGUUUGGUGUUAGCAGCCCGCAGUCAAGCGAUGCCCGUGUUAUCGUGGUGGUCAGCGAUGCCAACGACAACGAUCCCGAAUUCUCCAGUCAGGAGUACCCGGGCACGCAGAAAGAAAACACUGCUGCUGGAACGUCCAUCACAAAGGUCUCUGCAACCGACAGGGACACCGGCAGCUUUGCAACCAUUCGCUACAGCAUCAUUGCAGGGAACGACCGCAACGCUUUCGUCCUGGACAACGUGACCGGUGAAAUCAGCAAUGCCUACAUGCUAGAUUAUGAACGUCAGAAAUCUUACAAGCUAACAGUCCAAGCCAAAGAUCAGGCUCAGCUGCAAGCAAGGACUGACACAGCUAUUGUCAACAUUGGAAUUGAAGACUUGAACGACAAUGCACCGAAAUGGGAUCAAGCUAACUACAGCGUCUCAAUCACUGAGAAUGCUCCUGCAGUGUCUCCGUUGAUCACUGUCGAGGCUAAGGAUGCGGAUGACAAUGCCAAUGGCCAGAUCUCGUACACCUUCCAGCCACCAACAUCAGCAUUUGCCAUCUCAUCCACAGGCGCUAUAACUACACUAAGGUCACUUGACUACGAGCAGCAGAAGCAGUACUCGCUGGGUCUGAUGGCCACGGACCAUGGCGUCCCGAGCAAGAAUGGCACCGCAAUGCUGGUGGUGAACGUCCUGGAUGCCAACGACAACUCACCGCAGUUUGUAGGGCCGAUACCGUUCCAGCGGCAGCUCUCGGAGAACCUGCCACCUGGCACCACGCUGGGACCAGCCAUCAAGGCAACAGAUCUGGAUUCGGGUCUGAACGGAGAAGUCCGCUACUCAAUCUCCGGCAUCUUUGCCGACAGGUUCUUCAUUGAUCCGGUGUUGGGUACACUAAACACUACAGCGUGGUUGGACUAUGAAGACCCGGCAGUGAUCACUCACCAGUAUACACUGCAGGUCACCGCAAGUGAUCAGUCGCCAACCAGCCCACGUACCAACAGCACGACACUUACCAUUUCGGUGACUGAUGAGAAUGACAACCCGCCCGUGUUUGCUGUAAACAAGUAUAGCCAGACGUUGCUAGAGAGUGCCAUUGUAGGAACAACCAUUGCACAGUUGUCGACAAAUGAUGGGGAUACUAUUGCCACGGCCAUAGCAGUAAUGUUUGAGUUUAGCGGUGUCAACGCCUCCUACAAUGGACAGUUCGUCAUCGACAGCACCACCGGCCUGGUUCAGCUGGCCAAGACUCUGGACUAUGAAGCUGGUCACCGCAUCUUUGUGCUCAAGGCUGUGGCGUACAACACGAACAACGUGAGCCUGAGAACAACCACAGAGGCUUCAAUGACCGUCAUCGUUCAGAACGUUAACGACCACUGCCCACACUUUGCACAACACGAGUACAGCAUGUCCGUGUUUGAGGACGUUCCCGUCUUGACGCCGGUUCUGACCGUGGUUGGUAUCGACUUGGACGUCGGUGCCUCUCUAACGUACUCGAUACCAGACGCCACACUGACUAACCAGUUUGCAACGUAUUUCUUCAUGGGAGGUACCACCGGGCAGCUGAGCACAUUCUCCCUUCUUGACUACGAAAAUCCGCUGCAAAGAAGCUUCAUGACAACGGCGCUUGUGAGCGAUGGGACACCCUGCAGCAAAAACAGCAGCAUCGUGCGUAUCACGGUAAAGGACGUCAACGAUAAUGCACCGAAGUUCACGACACCUUCAGUUGCCACCCAGAUUGUGAGCAUCCCAGAAGACACGCCGCGUUCCACGGCUGUCUACACAGUAGCGGCGUCGGACGCGGAUUCGGGAACGUUCGGCGAGGUGCAGUACUUCAUCAAGGCUGCCAGCCCCGCGGGCGCAUUCAGUAUGUCCAAUGGAACCAUUCUCGUCCUGACCGAGUCGGAUUACGAGAUGACGUCACAGCGUGUGUACAGCCUGGAAGUCGGUGCGCAUGACUUGGCCGCACCUCCGGCUAAACGAAUGACUGGAACAACGAUGAUUGAGAUCAGAAUCACGGACAUAAACGACAACGCACCGAUCUUCAAACCUCUCACCUACAGCAAGGGUCUGCCAGAGAGCUCUCCCAUCGACACAGUGAUCUUGACGGUCUCGGCCACCGAUGCUGACACAUCCCUGAACAACAACAACAAGAUCACCUUCAGCAUCAUUGCCGGCGCUGAUGAUGUGUUCAAGGUCAACUCUGUCACUGGCGAGCUGCAAACCAAGAAGCUGCUUGAUCAUGAAAUGGUGGGUUCCUACACGCUGACCAUUCAAGCUCAGGAUGGUGGUACUCCGCGCAUGAACAGCACCACUACGGUUGUUGUCACAGUGGAUGACGUCAAUGACAAUCCACCCAAGUUUGAUCCGACUUUCUAUGAAACUAGUAUUCUAGAGAACUCCCCAGUCCCUACCAACCUCAACGUAAUGAUCAACGCUACAGACCGUGACAGUGGUACAAACGGCCAGCUAGAAUUCAGCUUUCCGGAUAAGAACUCCGGCAACAUUGCAACCGCAUGGAAAAUCGACCCAGUCGGUGGCAUGAUGAGUCAGAUACAGAGUCUGGAUAGAGAGACCUUGGCAAAAUACUCCUUGACGAUACAAGCCAAAGAUCGUGGUGCCUCGCCGCGGGUUGCUACAGCCCAUGUCAACAUCACCAUCAAGGACGUGAACGACAACGCACCGGAGUUCUCGCCAAAGACCUACACGGCCAGCGUGGCUGAGAACAAGGCCGCUGGACAAACGCUGACAACGGUGAUGGCUACGGAUGCCGAUGCUCCUCCUCUCAACAACAAAAUUGUCUUUUCGCUGAUCGGUGCCAAUGCCGGCGACUUUGACAUCGAUCACACGACCGGCGAGAUUACCACACGCAAGCCGUUCAACUACGAGAUGCAGAGCGCGUACACGCUGACGGUGCACGCACGCGACUCCGGCACGCCGACCAUGAGCAACAAUGCCACGGUCGUCGUGACGAUUCUCGACGAGAACGACAACGCGCCCGUCUUCGUGCCCAAAGUCUUCCCGGCCAGGUCCUUCCCCGAGGACAUCACCACGGGAACGGAGGUCUUCCGCUUCAGCGCCACCGACGCCGAUGCACCCGGCACUCCCAACUCUCAGCUGGUGUACUCCAUGACAAAUAGCGAAGGAAAGUUUAACCUGGUGCCCAGCGCUACAGGGCAAUCCAUCAACCUAGCUCAAACUCUGGAUUACGAGUCUAAGAAGUCGUAUCAGCUUCACAUCACCGUUUCGGAUCAGGGGUCACCACCUAAGUCAAACACCACUGUGCUGGAUAUUACUGUGACGGAUGCUAACGACUUGCCUCCGGUGUUUACUCCGUCUGUCUAUACGCCGAAUGUGUUCGAAAACAGCUCCGUGCCAGUCCCGAUCGUCACGGUAACCGCUAUGGACGGAGACAUGGGCUCCAACGCCGUAAUCACGUACUCAUUCAGCGGCGGGGACACGUCGUAUUUCAGCAUCAACUCGACGUCCGGUGUCAUAUCCUCGCGAACCGACAAGAAGCUGGACUACGAACUGCCGUCACCAAGAAGCUUUACCCUGACAGUGAAGGCAACGGACAGUGGUGCCACCACUAUGUCGGCUACAUGCACCGUGCAAAUAUCCGUCCUGGACAUUAACGACAACCAGCCAAACUUCCUCAAUGCCCCGUAUAGUCCCACGAUCGAGGAAGAUGCGGGUGUAGGCCGCACUGUUGUUCAGGUUGAUGCAUCCGAUGUGGACAGCACAACGCUGACCUACUUGCUAGCCACGCCGAGCAGCUAUUUCCUCCUCAACCCCAGCUCGGGUGUGAUCACCACCAAGACGACUCUGCCCACGUUCGAGACGGUCAAGACGCACACCGUCAAUGUACGGGUUACGGACGGCAAGUGGAACGCCACCACUGCCGUUACGAUCACCGUCCUGAACCAGAAUACCCACCGGCCAAAGUUUUAUCCUCAGUCCGUGUACAGUGUUGAUGUCAAGGAGUCAGCAGCGCCUGGUACCAAUUUCCUAGAGGUGUUUGCUAACGACACAGACGAGGGCAACAAUGGAAAAAUCAAGUACAAUCUGGCCACUGGACGCGGUGAUCUAUUCCAGCUGGACGAGACCAAUGGCAAGCUGGUUCUCCUCAAAGCACUCGAUCGUGAAACGCAAGACAAGUACCAGCUGACUGUGACGGCCAACGACGAGUCUCCGAAGAUCAAGCUGACUGCAACAGCACAGAUUGAUAUUCAAGUUCUGGAUGUUGAUGAUCAACACCCAGUGUUCCAGUUCAGUUCCUAUUCCGGUGCAGUCCUGGAGAAUCAAACUGCUGAGUUAUCAGUCGCUACCGUCAAAGCUACGGAUAAGGAUCUGGGCAUUAAUGCACAGAUCUACUACAAUAUCACCAGUGGUGAUGCAGGCUUCUUCCAAAUCAAGGACCCCACCAACGGCAAGAUCACCACAAGAGGCACGGGCAUGCUGGACCGGGAAGCCACGCCCGCCGACCCGGCGUACACACUCACGGUCACAGCAACGGAUCUCGGCUCGGCGCAUCUGCAGAACACCACGACGGUCACCGUUACCCUGCUCGACAUCAACGACAAUCCACCCGUCUUCUCGCAGAAAUCGUACCCUGUCAGCAUCGGAGAGGAUGCUCCUGGAGCGAUAUCUAUCCUGCAAGUAUCGUCGACGGACAAGGACAUUGGAACAAACGCUUUCAGGACAUUCACCAUUGUGUCUGUAUCCCCGCCUAGCCCCGGCCUGUUCAGAAUGACAGCCGACGGUGUGUUGGAAACAGGUAGCACUUCCUUCGAUCGCGAAAAGGUGCCAGCAUACACGCUGAACAUUCAGGUCGAGGAUGGUACGGCUGCAACGACCCCCAGAUACACGGACACGGCAACAGUGCAAGUAACAAUACUGGACAUCAACGACAAUCCGCCCAAGUUUCUUAGUUCGUCAUACUCCGACCGCUUGGAGGAAAGCAAUGCAAGCCGCAAUGCAGUGAUCACGACCGUGUCCGCUAAUGAUCCCGACGAAGGCUUGAACGGCACGGUUGCUUACGCGAUCACGGCUGGCAACACUCUUGGUAACUUCACCAUCAAUCCCAUCACGGGUCUGAUCACAGUCAUGGGCACACUGGACCGUGAAGCAGCCGGACUCACACUGAACAGCGACGGUACGGGUGUGAUGACCCUGACGGUGACCGCCUACGACCGGAACAACACCAAGGGAACAGACCCGCUCGUUAUGACCGCUACCACCACGGUUACCGUGACGAUCACCGACGCCAACGACAACCAGCCCUCGUUUGGCGCCAGUUCCCCGAGUGCCAAACUGCCCGAGAGUACAGCGGUCACCAGCACCGUGACGACCGUCAGCGCUAGCGAUCGUGACGUGGGGCUCAACGCUCAGAUCCGCUACUCUAUCUCCAGUGUACUUAGGCCAAGCUCCAGUACAACUGAUGAUUUCGCUGUCAACGCCGUAACGGGUGUGAUCACGGUGGCAUCGCGACUCAAUGCCGAAAUGGAUUCCUGGUACACGCUCACAAUCAAAGCUACCGACCGGGAUGGACUGGGCCUCUCCUCAACGACAAGUGUGGACAUCACGGUCACCGACAUCAAUGAAAUAGCUCCGGCUUUCGUAGCUCAAACGUACACGGGUACAGUUCUGGAGAACUCGCCGGUCGCUACUGGUACAAACGUCACCGUAAUGGCUGUGGACACUGACUUGCUGCCGGCCAACAAGAACAUAACGUACUCCAUCACCGCCGGGAAUACGCUGAGCAGCUUCCGCAUCGACGACAAGACGGGCAAGAUCACGACAACGAAAACGAUUGAUCGUGAGACAAACCCUUUCUUCAGCAUGACGGUGGUGGCGAAUGACCGUGGAACUCCGCCGCUGCAGGGAUCAUGCACGGUGAACAUUGCAAUUCUUGACGAGAACGACAAUGAUCCCAAACUGGAGAGAUCUACCUACACGGUCAGCAUUGCGGAAAACACCGGAGCUGGAAUGUCUAUUACCUUGUCACCAGAGAUAGAUGCGCAGGACGCUGACAUCGGCAUCAACAAGAAGAUCACGUACACCCUGAGUGGUGUGGGCAGCGAACAGUUCUCCUUGGACUCUGAAACUGCUGAGCUGUUCACUGCCAAUGACUCAUCAAGUGGUCUGCCCUCGCUGGAUCGUGAGAGGCAGGCAGGCUAUUCCCUGACGGUGACGGCAACGGACGGUGGCAACCGAACCGAUACCGCCAAGCUCACCGUGAACAUCCUGGAUGCCAACGACAACUACCCGAUGUUUGAUUCCCUGUACUACGCCAUUCCUGACGCUUAUAAUGAAGAAACUCCAGUGGGAAGUAAUCCGUUGAUCACGGUCACGGCCAGCGAUGGUGAUGACCCACUGUCGCCCAACUCCAAAAUUCACUACACUAUCUCAGCGGGCGGCCGGGGUCACUUCACCAUUGGCCGCACGACUGGCAUCAUCACGCUGGCGGCUAGCCUGGACCGUGAGCUGGAGUCCAACUACACUCUGAACAUCACUGCCACUGACGGGGGUGUGACACCACUGCAGAACUACACGACUGUGUUCAUGAACGUGCUGGACUCCAAUGACAACCCUCCACUGUUUCAACCAUCCAACAGCUACGUCGCGGUCAUUCCCGAAGAGGAACCCAGUGGUCGUGGAGUCGCAACGAUUUCAGCCACGGAUGCGGAUAUAUCUACGAAUGGUGAGGUGACAUACGCCAUGGUGGAUGACGACGGUUCGGGACUCAGCAUCCUGGGCAACACUGGCAUUGUGACAACAACGAGGAAGCUCGACUUUGAAACCAAGCAACGCUAUCGGGUGAUUCUCGCAGCCCGGGAUCACGGCUUUCCUGUCAACGUCAGGAAUGCCACACUUGACCUCACACUGACCGACAUCAACGACAAUGCACCCAUCUUUACAUCUACCAGCGGAUACACAGCUGCUUUCUCGGAAACGACAGUACCUCCAGCACAGCUUCUGCACUUUGUUGCAAAUGACGCCGACUCUGGAUCCAAUGGACAGGUUCGCUAUUACCUGGACACCAACACCACAUUCUUUUCCCUGGACCCAGUCACUGGAAUUCUGAGUCUUGAUCAGCCUGUCAGUGCCGAUGCUGGUUUCCAAAGCUUCACGCUGACUAUCAACGCCACUGACCUUGGCACACCAUCUAUGACCAGUGUUACAACAGCUACUAUCAAAGUCAAUGAUAUCAACUCCCACGCUCCCAUCUUCAACCAGUCAACGCAAUACACUGGACAGGUCCUGGAAAACGAUUUGACGAUCUUCCCACCACUGGUGCAGGUUGCUGCGUAUGAAAUCGACCGUGACGGAAAGACCCAACCAAUCACGUUUGCUCUGGCGUUGAAUAUUGGCAACAAGUUCAAGAUCGAUUCGCAGACGGGUGUGAUUCGAGCCAUUAAAGCACUGGAUCGUGAGGUACAGAGUCUUCACUCAUUGACUGCGGUAGCUACGGAUGGUGUGCACAACAGCACAGCAAUUGUUGCAAUCACAGUACUGGAUGUGAAUGACAAUCCACCAAUCCUGCCGUUCACUCAACUCACACGCUACAUCGAUGAGAAUGUUGCCAACGGUACUGAAGCAGUGUCCACGACACUCAUCAGCGCUAGCGAUGCAGAUAUCGGCGUAAAUGCAUUGCUGACUUAUGAGAUCAUCGGUACCGGCAAUAUCGCUGGUGCAUUUUCUUGUGACAAUGCCACCGGCAGGCUGACAGUCAGUAACAACAUUGACCGCGAGACACUUGCCCAGUACACGUUUGAUGUGCAGGUGCAUGACAAUGGCAUACCCAGAAUGUCAGACAUCGCAACCAUCACUAUAUUCGUCAACGACUUGAACGACAACUCACCCGUCUUCAGUCCGGCUACCUACAGCGAGUCCAUCAAGGAAGACGAAGACGGCGGAACAACAGUUGUGCAAGUCAAGGCUUCCGACAUUGAUCUGGGAAGUAAUUCCAGGCUUACGUAUGGUCUGGCCGGAGGUGACAUGGGGCAAUUCAGAAUUGAAGCUGACACCGGCUGGCUUCGCACCGUUGGCCGGUUGGAUUUCGAGACGACCGAGUCGUACACGAUCAACGUGAGCGUGCAUGACAACGGCGCUGUCCCGCGCUACACAUUCACCACGGCCGAUGUCAGCGUUCUGGAUGUGAACGACUGGACGCCCGUGUUUGAGUUCCCGCAAUACUCCAGCGCCGUGCUGGAGAAUGUCACUAUUGGCACAACACUGCUGACGGUGAAUGCCAGCGAUGGAGACGGCAGUAGUCCAAACAACGUGUUCCGUUUCACCCUGACAAACUGCACACCAGCCGCUGGCCUUCAGCAGUUCUACUUACACGAAGACACCGGGGAGUUCUACACGUCACGUACCCUGGACCGGGAACAGUACGACCAUUAUGACUUCCUGAUCACCGUCACCGACCGUGGCACUCCACGCCUCAGCUCGACAUCAUUGAUCUCGGUGAGAGUUCUUGACGUGGAUGACAAUCCUCCUGUGUUCAUGCCCAAUCACUAUGGACGUCUUGUGUCGGAGGGUGCAAACAUUGGUGAUCAAAUUGUCACAGUGGUAGCAACAGACAGAGAUAUUGGUACCAACGGCAUUGUCCGAUUCUCGGUGGUAUCGGGAGAUGUUGGAGGCCAUUUCCACAUGGACCCAGACAGUGGAUUGCUCACGCUGAUGAAGUCCAUUGAUCGCGAGACACUCAACUACUACCAGCUGGGCAUACAGGCUGUGGACCUAGGCCCCGGAAACUUUGUUGUACCCGCCACAAUCACUAUCAAUGUCACUGAUAUAAAUGACAAUAUCCCAGCAUUCGUACCAGUCUGCAAUGGCUCUGGCAAGGCACUGUCUGUUUAUGAGAACGUGAACGCGGGCUCCAGUAUAGUAGUGCUGCAGGCCAGUGACCGUGAUAUUAGUGACAAUGCUCUUCUGUACUAUCGCAUCACAACCGUGCCGACUCUGCUGAACCCUGUUCCGUUCCAAGUAAACUCACUGACAGGAAAUGUCACGACAACAUCAAUGCUUGACAGAGAACAAAUUGACGAGUACAAGUUCACCAUCCAAGUGCGUGACAAUGGCGUCAGUCCUCUCUCUACGUUCUGCAACGUUCUGCUCAAGAUAUUGGACCUCAACGACAAUCCUCCCGUGUUUGUCAGGAAAAGUGUCCUAGUCAACGUACCGGAAGAUACCCACUCAGGAUAUGUAGUCACUGACAACUCGGCAACAGAUGCAGACAUUGGCACAAACUCAGUUGUCCAGUACAGCUUUCUGUCUGGUAAUGAUGGCAAGCAGUUCUCAAUCAACAAGGACACAGGGGUUGUAACAUUGGUUGGUCCACUAGACCGUGAGAACACAUCGUCCUACCUGCUGAAUAUUGUCGGCCAAAACACCAUGGCAACGCCUGUUUACAACGACACAUACAGGGCACUGGUGACGGUAGUAGAUGUCAAUGACAAUGCUCCGGUGUUCAGCAAGCAGUUGUACACUGUCACCAUAUCAGAGUUUACGACAAUUGGCACCAUUGUUCUUGCCUUGAAAGUCACAGAUGCAGAUCAGGGACAGAACGCUGCAGUGACCUUAGACAUCGUGUCCGGCAACAGUGAUGGACAGAUUCUGAGUUUCUUUGAGCUACGGAACGGCACUAACCUGGUCUUGGCUCACUCGUUGGACUUCGAAACUCGUACAACAUUCUCGCUUGUAGUGCGUGCCACCGACAGCGCAGCCGACACAGCCACACGACUCAGCACACUUGUCACGGUCAUUGUCAACAUCCGCGACGAAAACGACAACCCUCCAGUUUUCACGCCGAUGACCUACAGCUUCUACCUACUGGAGAACUCCACGCUUAACACGGAGCUAGGCAAUGUGAUGGCAAUGGAUAGUGACACGGGUGUGGGUGAACACAUCACGUAUGCCGUCAGCGGUGGUACUGGCAAAGGAGUGUUCGCUAUCGACCCGGACAAUGGCACUGUUUUGCUGGAUAGCAAGUUGGACUAUGAGACGGUGAAGACGUAUACGCUGUUGGUCACAGCCAGUAAUAUCCUGGCUGGUCCGCAUCCAGGCACUGGUGGAGUUCUGACCAGCCAGCCGGCGACAGUCACCAUUACAGUCGGAGACAUCAACGACAACGCGCCGGUGUUCAGUAAAAGCAAUUACGUUGCUGGCAUAUCCCUGGAUGCCCGUCCACCGCAUUCAGUUAUCACAGUUUCGGCGUCCGAUGCAGACAGUGGUCAAUACGGAACAGUACGUUACGUCAUGCCAAACCCUAACCCGGCACCAGGUGCAGUCUUCAGCAUCAACAGUCUAACAGGUGCUGUGCGCUCCGGCUCGGAUUACAGCGAAUUCACCCAGCAGGUUCUGGAUCUGGAUGUGGAGGCAUACGAUAACCUGGGAGAGAAGCCGAGUCUAAUAGGCACUGCGUCAUUGACUGUAUUCUUGCUGGACAAAGCGCGUGGGACUGUUUUCCAUUUCAACACUUCUGUCGAAACAACUGAGGCAAAUCUCACCGCCAUCGCACAGUGGAUAUCCAAUAUCACUGGGGAGUAUGUGCACAUUGACGACGCCAAAAUUCACCGGGAUUCCGGCGGUGAGAUCCGCCCCGGACAAUCGGACGUAACUGCGUAUGUGAUCAAUGCAACAAGCGACACCGUUUUCAGCAUUGCUGAUGUAUUCCGGCUUGUUACUGUCCGACUUGACCCCCGAAUUGGAGACCCAUCCCUCAUAGCAUUUGGAGCAACACAACUGAAGUUCCUUGGUGUUUUGGAGCCUGGUCAUGGCUCUGGAGGUGACAGUCCGCCAGGGGACGAAGCCGAAGCGUCUAUCCUGCAAAAGAGCUACUUUGUGGCCCUGAUCACUAUCGCCUGCAUUCUCUUCAUUGUACUUCUGCUUAUUCUGAUCGCCAUCUGCUGUCUGAGAAAGAGGAGAAAGAUUCGCCAGCGCCACCAGCAACUUCUGUGGGAGAGCAACUUCUUUGCCACACCGCCCGCAUCGAUGACCAGCGUUGAGCAGUACCAGAACGAUGAUGUAUCCAUGGGCGAUCAGAGAGAACUCAUCGACAUGGCACAGGCGAAAAAGAAGAAGAAGAAGAAGACUUCAUCUGACUUCCAGAUGAACCCGAUCUGGGUACAGCCCAAUGCAUUGUGGGAGGAUGGUGGAGAGGCACGUGGAAACGCACACCGCGGCCAACACGGCAUGGACGACGAGGAGGAAGAGGUCACCGUCAGGACUACCUAUGAAUCCGAGGGAGAGCAGCGCGGCGGUGGAAGAUACGCGUUCAGCAAUCCGGUCACAACCAUCGAGGAGUACGAGGAGACUGGACCGAGCGCCGUAUCGAUGGACAUGCGAGACAACCCACUCUAUGAAUCUCAGGAAAUCAAGAUGGACAUGUUCUACACAAGCGAGAGUGAGGAUGACGACGACAAUCAUCCCCCGUACGGAAGAAACGAGUUCAACGAGCCGUCUGUCGAGGACCUGGAUCAGAUGGGUAGCGAUGCGCAGCUGCUCGAGGCCACCAUUGAGCUUGAGGAAACCGAAGCCGAGGACCCCAUGACUCUCAUUUGAUUCCACAUCAUGUCCUUCAAUGUGUUUCCAUAAUUACUGCGCAUUCCUGGUGCGCAGUGCAUGUAAAUUUAGUUACGGUCAAGAAAAUCUGCCAGCAAUUAGUUUCUCACCGGGAAAUGCACUUUUCCCAAUUGCAAAAAUGCAACGACGACCAACAUAACAUAAACAGCAGAAUGUCUCUGGCCGUUGCUAUGCCUUUGUGUGCUUUGCUGUGCCCUAGCUAUUGUAUAGAUUGCUAUCUGCAACUAGUACCUGAACAACUCUGCAACUGCAUCCCACGGCUUUGUAUAGCACGCUUUUUCUAGGACUGGACGCACCUUCAACAUUCUGAGACUAUGGUUUCGUACAGAACGCUUUUUCCAGCACCCAACUUACCUUUAGCACUGUGUGACUGCAUUCUGCGGUCUUGCAUAGUAAUAAGUAAACAUUCUCCAGUGCCGAACUUACCCUUAAAAUACUACGCUUUUUCCAGCAUCGAUCAGCUCACCCUGCCUUCCUGGCAUAGAAUAAUUGGAAGGCCUGCCCUCCAUUCAUACGAAUUCCUAACCAUGUGGGCGGGUUGUUUUGGCCAUACUCUACCAAGUCGCCUGCGUGCGUGCUGCGAUUUGUCAUAAUCAUCAUUUCCGACUGCAUACUCCGACCAGUUUGUGUAUUGUUGUUAUACACACUCAGUUUUUUAUGAUUAUUAUUAUUUUUAUCUUUUAUGUUACAGUGCAUACUGUUUAAAAAAUUAUUUUAACAUA
Messenger RNA from Sycon ciliatum, 13977 nucleotides. Its product is annotated as protocadherin Fat 4-like. The transcript has 87 exons. Gene Ontology annotation, molecular function: calcium ion binding; cadherin binding. NCBI's taxonomy places the organism in Eukaryota, Metazoa, Porifera, Calcarea, Leucosolenida, Sycettidae. Bases 353 to 13234 code for a protein of 4293 amino acids. Gene Ontology annotation, biological process: cell-cell junction assembly; adherens junction organization; multicellular organism development. The record is from RefSeq and is a predicted model, not a curated record. Gene Ontology annotation, cellular component: adherens junction; catenin complex; plasma membrane.